This is a messenger RNA of Schistosoma margrebowiei, 2907 nucleotides long. Lineage: Eukaryota; Metazoa; Platyhelminthes; Trematoda; Strigeidida; Schistosomatidae. The record is from the annotation of a GenBank genome assembly.
GAAACUCCUGUAUUCAAAGUAUUCAAUUUGAAAGAAGGAAAUCAACUUUUACUGGUCAAUGUUCAAGUACAAACAUCAGAUUAUAACGUAGAAUUUUGCUUUGUCUUAACGAAUUUAUGACUUAAUACAAUUAGCGCGCAAGUAGAAAUAUUUCGGCCGUUUAUGUUUUUUUAAGAAAUGGUCGGUAAUGGUGAAUACGAGGAUCAAAACUCCUCAAAUGCAUCAUCAUUUUGGGAGUGUCGAGAAUAUCAUCGGACAGUUAAACGCGUGGAUGCUGCAUACAAACUUUGUAAUGAAUUAUGUUUAAUGAUACAAGAACGGGCAGAAUUAGAAAAAGCAUAUUCAUCUAAUCUUAAGAAAUGGUCCUCGCGGUGGCUUAGUUUCCUUGAUUCUGGUCUAGAGUAUGGUUCUGGAUCCUCUCCUUGGAAAGGAUUAUGUAAGGAAGCUGAAGCUGUAUCAAAUGCACAUCAAAAUGUACGCAACAUCCUAAUAGACGACAUUCAAACUGGAGUUAAGCAAUGGCAAAAAGAUCACUUUCACAAAAGUUCGUUACCUCCGCAGACAUUGAAAGAAACAAAACAAUUUGAACAAGAUUUUGAAUUAGCCCAGAAACAAUGGUCCAAACGUUUGAAAAAAGUUCACACUACUAAAAAGGAGUAUUAUCAAGCUUGCAAGACAGAACGUUCACUUCAAGUUCAGGUUCGGAAUGCUAAGAGUGACCCAAGUGGUACUGCUGAGCAGGAAGAUGAUAAAAAACUUAAGAAAACACAAGAAAAAUUAGCUAAAGCGGAAAAAGAUGUUUAUCGAACUCGUGAUGCAUACAAAAUGGCAUUGGCUGAUUUAAAUACAGAAAGUUCACGAUAUGUUGAAGAAAUGACCAAAGUAUUUAAUCGAACACAGGAUUUUGAACGUGAACGUCUUAGUUUUUUUAAAGAUAUAUUUAACAGUCUACAUGGUGCUCUUAAUGUUUGUGCGAAAGUUGAUUACGAUUCUAUCUACAGUCAGUUAGCAGAGAGUAUUUCACAAUGUGAUGUUGAAGCAGACUUAAAUUUGUGGUCGUCAAAUCAUGGAGUUGAUAUGCCUUUUAUUUCCCCACAAUUUGAAGAGUAUUCACCAGACCUUGCAUAUAUUACUGGUAAAAAACGUGCUACACUAACUGAUCCCGAUUCUCCUGUCACUUUAACUAAUAUAACAAUGAUAAGUCAUCCAUUUGAUCAUGAGGCUAAUGAAAUAACAUCUAAUAAUUCUAGAAGUAACAAUAAUAAUCAUAAUAAAAAAUCAGAGAAUAGCAUCGUUUCAUCAGCUAAUGGUCGAAACUCUGAUACAAAUAAUCCUUUUGAUGAUAAAGUUUCUACAAAUCGAAAACCAACUAAUGGAGUUAAUGCUGGUGUAUAUGCUAUGAGUUCAAGUUCCACUGCUGCUUUUGCCGGUGGUGGUGAUGGUGACGGGAUCAUCGAUUCUAUGUAUACCGAAGAAAUCAAUGAUGCAACUUAUGAUGAUGGUCGGGAAGGUGUAAAAGUACGUGCACUAUAUGAUUAUGUUGGACAAGAUGGCGAUGAAAUCAGCUUCGUUGCUGGUGACACGUUUGAAAAACUUGAAGAACCUGAUGAUCAAGGUUGGUGUAAAGGACGAAAAGAUGGUCGUGUUGGUCUAUAUCCUGCAAACUACGUAGAACCUUGUUCAAAAUAAUGCUACACAUAAAAUAUUUGAUCCAUCAUUUCUUUUCAUCACAUUUUGUAUCUGUGGCUUGUUGUUUUUUUUGAAACACAUUUUUACAAUUGCUUGUAUUCGUAUCGUAGAAUAUUGAAGGAAUGUGCGAAUAGUUAAAACACGGAAUUUACAUCUUUUUUAUAUCUUCGUUGAUAUAUAUAUAUAUUUAAAGGAGCGGUUUCUCCCACAUGUCCUACAUACUUUUUGUAGAUGAGAAAACGUGACCCUAUCAUAUUUUAAAAACCAUUUAUUCUAGUUAUAGCGAACCACGAAAAGAGGACCUAACAAAUUUCAUUUAUUGAUGAUUAUUUUCGGUUUAUUUUCUGUGCCGCAUGGAUUUUUCUCAGAAUGAAAAUUGCUAUUUAUUGUUACAUUUCUUCCUUUAGAAAACAAUGAUUAUCGUUUUCAAUGUCAUCACCAUUGUGUAAUAUCUGUCACUUACAAAUGUUGCUCUAUCGCUGUUGAAUAAGGGAUUUUCAAGUGUAUUCAUCAUAUAAAUCAACUCUUACUAUUUCAUUUAUCUUAUUUUUGUGAGUUGAAACACCGUAUAAACUUUGAUGAACAAUAUACAUAUGUAAUAGGAAUAAAUUUCAAAUAUUUAUCAAUUAAUUUAUGCUUGAAUUUAAUAAUUUUGCUUUAAACGUGGGCGCUGUCUGUUCUACUCAUUUCCCAUCUUUCUAAAAUAAUUUUUGUCCAUUUUAGUAUAAAUACAUAAUAUAUUCAUAUUUAUGUAUAUAUAUAUUUCUUAAAGUCGUUAUAUUAAGGCAAAUUUAUAGAGUUUCUCAUUGUUGCUAUAUAUGAAUGGUAUAUUUUUGUUUGUAACCUCAUCGUUAGUUUUUUCUAUUUAUUAGCAUUACAUUAUCCCCUUUUUUAUUUUUCCCUCAUAAAUUGUCUAUCAUAUUAUUUUUUCUUACAUUCUUUCAUUGUUUCUCCAUUAUAUUUUGUUAUCUGACAACUGAGUUGUCUGUUCUUCUAUAUCUGUGCAUGAAUCAUAACAGAUUUUCAUCGUAUUACGUUACUUGUUUCAAUCCAGUUGAAAUUUUCUUCCAUCUUAUAUAUAUAUAUAUAUAUAUAUAUAUAAUGACUAGAUAGAUGAGAGACCGUAUUCGGUAAAUAAUUUCUUAAAUUAUACUGAACUGAUAGGUCAAAGUGAUUGAAAAAUUUCAUACUUAUCACCAAUUUUUUAAAUUAUUGUUG